AUGCAUCACCUUCACCCUCGGUCACGAUCGACGAGCACCCUCUUUACUGCAACACUGGCCAUCUCGUUUCUUGUCGUGGGAGCACCACAUUUACUGCCAUGCCCGGCCGACAGACGGCAAUUCGCGCACAGCUUUGAGACUGCGGAUGGGAAGAGGUAUCGAAGGAAGCGGAAGGAGGUCGCGAACGGCAACGAAGAUACACAAGAGAUCGAAGUGUCCGACGAUGGUUCGAUGGUCAAUGGCAAGCCAAAGAGGGAAUGUCCAGUUCCUAGACCGGGAGGCAUUGUUGGACAGAUCAUGGGCUUCAAGAACGAAGAACGACCGAAGCCCUCAGAGGUCAUCGUCCAGCCGUUGAAUGCGAAGCGAUCUCGACUACACAAUGAAGGCGGAGAAACACCUUGA
Zasmidium cellare ATCC 36951 is the source of this 402-nucleotide messenger RNA. RefSeq lists its product as uncharacterized. NCBI's taxonomy places the organism in Eukaryota, Fungi, Ascomycota, Dothideomycetes, Mycosphaerellales, Mycosphaerellaceae. Gene Ontology annotation, cellular component: mitochondrial matrix. Gene Ontology annotation, biological process: mitochondrial respiratory chain complex IV assembly. Bases 1 to 402 code for a protein of 133 amino acids. The transcript has a single exon. The record is from RefSeq and is a predicted model, not a curated record.